This is a messenger RNA of Ilex paraguariensis (yerba mate), 393 nucleotides long. The record is from the annotation of a GenBank genome assembly. Lineage: Eukaryota; Viridiplantae; Streptophyta; Magnoliopsida; Aquifoliales; Aquifoliaceae.
AUGAAGAAGAAAAAGAAGAGUUGGAGCAAACCUGUCGGGAGUCGGGACUUCUUCGGGAAAGAGACGAGACUUCUUCAGGAGCUGCUCCAGUCUUGUUUAGGCAAAUGUAGGGUUUCGAUUGUUUAUUGCUCAUGUUUCUUGGAUGUGAUAGUGCAGAUACAAACGGCAGCACAAACUGCCCGUGUGAAUCGUAACAUUUGGGUGGAGAAUGCAGAUCGUUUGGUUGCUGGUUUUCUUGAGAUGUUUGAAGAAGGUUGUCAUAAAAUGGGAACUGCCAUUAGAGAUCGAAUUCAAGAACAAAUAAUGGCAACGGGAGGAUUAUAUUGCAGGUUUCCAAUCUCAAAGAUUUCCUGGUUCUCAGUGGGCUAUGUCGUAUUUGUAUUUGAUGAGUAA